Messenger RNA from Macrosteles quadrilineatus (aster leafhopper), 1622 nucleotides. Its product is annotated as heterogeneous nuclear ribonucleoprotein A1, A2/B1 homolog. Lineage: Eukaryota; Metazoa; Arthropoda; Insecta; Hemiptera; Cicadellidae. The transcript has 8 exons. The record is from RefSeq and is a predicted model, not a curated record. Bases 209 to 1147 code for a protein of 312 amino acids. Gene Ontology annotation, molecular function: RNA binding.
GGUUCGUGUUGUUCCGUUGUUCUGUUCAUGUUUGUUCGGCCAUUUUCAAUUUUCAUUUUAUUCCAAAUCCAAACUAAAACCAAAUCUAAUAGACAAUUUGUUUAUGUGAAUGUGAACUAACUGAAGUUACUGCAUCAAACUGUUCGGGACUGGGAAACUCAUCGUAUUGUAGUUUUAGAAUUGAAACAGAUUGUGAUUUGAAGUAAUAAUGGUGAAAGACUAUAAGAACGACAAGGAGCCUGAGCACAUCCGUAAACUCUUUAUUGGUGGUCUCGAUUAUAGGACUACUGACGAGUCGCUCAAGAAACAUUUUGAACAAUGGGGCGAAAUUGUAGAUGUUGUAGUAAUGAAGGACCCAAAGACAAAAAGGUCUCGUGGCUUUGGUUUUAUUACAUAUUCACAAGCUGCUAUGGUUGAUGAUGCUCAGAACGCCCGUCCCCACAAAGUUGAUGGCAGAGUCGUGGAGCCCAAACGAGCCGUACCCAGAACGGAAAUCGGAAGACCUGAAAGCGGAGCGACCGUCAAGAAAUUAUUUGUUGGUGGAUUAAAAGAAGAGCAUGAAGAACAGGACUUGAAAGACUAUUUUGGACAAUUUGGAAGUGUGGUUUCUGCAACAAUUGUAUCAGAAAAAGAAACUGGUAAAAAGCGAGGCUUCGGCUUUGUGGAAUUUGAUGACUAUGAUCCUGUGGAUAAAGUUUGCUUGCAAGGAACCCAUACGUUGAAGGGCAAGCGAAUAGAUGUGAAGAAGGCGCUCAGUAAGGCAGACAUGGCCAAGAUGUCCCAGAAUAGACAAGGAGGCGGAGGUGGAGGUCGAGGCAACCAGGCUGCCUGGGAUAACCAAGGCAAUGACUGGGACAACAGUGGCAAUUAUGGCGGCGGUGGUGGCGGCUGGGGUGGUAACAACGGCCCCUGGGAACAACCUCAGGCCAUGGCUGGGGGUGGAUGGAACUCAGGCGGGGGCCAGUGGGGCAACGACGGCUUCGGCUCCAGCUACCAGCAAGGCUAUGGGGGAGGGCCGGUCAGAGGCAACGUCAGUGGCAACACCAGAGCUACUCCUUACGGUGGUGGUGGCGGUAACGGUGGCUACGGUGGUGGCAACCAAGGUGGUUAUGGCGGCGGUGGUGGUUACAACCAGAGGAGAUACUAGGUGAACCUUCCCUAUUCUCCACGUUUAAAUGCAGGUGUGUCCAGUCAGGCAAGCGUAGGUCUACUUAGGCAGAGAUCAAUACUGGACAAUCAGGCAGGCAAGUUAGAAGCAGGACAGUCUAGGAACAUCGGCAUUUAGGCGUUACUAUGUAAUUCAUUACACUUUAAUGUAAGGUUUCUUUAUUUCACAAUAUUUAGGACUCUCUAUUUAUAGGGUUGCUUUCUUUUACCAUCAACUCUUAGUGUGGUUUAACAUAUAGGUAUAAAAAAAAACAUUAAAUAGAUGGUAUUUUCGUCACACCGUUAAACUAAUAUUUUUUUAAUUUGCUGAGAUCUCGGUCCUUAGCCAGUAUUUCGGAUUUAAUAUCCUACUAGAUUUAUUAGUGUUGAAUGAGUCAUUUUUAUUUAUUGAUGUUUUGUGAUAAAUGUAUUUUAUUUACUGUGAAAACUUUGUGGAAUAAACUAAUAUUUGUAAU